CACAGGGCCUCAGGAAAGGGGGAGCAGGAGUGCAGUUCAUGCCCACGGAGGGGGCGAGUGGGCGGAGGUUGAGUUUCCCCCCGGGGCCGCACUCGCGCUCCGGGGGCUGCGGAGGAAAGUGAGCAUCGUGCCGCUGGGAGACGUGCACCGGCGGCGCCCGGCUUCUGGUGGGAGGGGUGGGCGGCUAGGAGGCAGGAGCCCCGGUCCCCCCUGCUGCCGGCGCGGGUCCCCGCGCCCGGCUGUGGAGCGUCGCGCGCGGGGAGGGGGCGGGCUGGGGGCGGCGGCGAUCGCGGUGUUGUUCGCUCUCGCGUCGAGCACACGGCGGCUCCGGCGAGACCGGCUCCGGUGAUCCCCGUGGCCAGGUGCCUGGGCCGCGCACCGGAGCGGGUCCCAGCCCGGAGCCGGAGGCUCUCGGUGGAGCUGCGAGGGCAGCGGCGGCGGCCGCCGAAGCAUGCAGAGAGGGUAAAGGCAGGAGCCCCCCAAGGUCCCACGGUGAACUGGUACACAGGUUGAUCUCAAGAUGCCAUUGGUGAAGAGAAACAUCGAUCCGAGGCACUUGUGCCACACAGCACUGCCCAGGGGCAUUAAGAAUGAGCUGGAAUGUGUAACCAAUAUUUCCUUGGCAAAUAUAAUUAGACAACUAAGUAGCCUAAGUAAAUAUGCGGAAGAUAUAUUUGGAGAACUAUUCAAUGAAGCACACAGUUUUUCCUUCAGAGUUAACUCGCUGCAAGAACGUGUGGACCGCUUAUCUGUCAGUGUAACACAGCUUGAUCCUAAAGAAGAGGAAUUGUCUUUGCAAGAUAUAACAAUGAGAAAAGCUUUCCGAAGUUCUACAAUUCAAGAUCAGCAGCUUUUCGACCGCAAGACGUUGCCUAUUCCGUUACAGGAAACGUAUGAUGUUUGUGAACAGCCUCCGCCUCUCAAUAUCCUCACCCCAUAUAGAGAUGAUGGUAAAGAAGGUUUGAAGUUUUACACAAAUCCUUCGUAUUUCUUCGAUCUAUGGAAAGAGAAAAUGCUGCAGGAUACCGAGGAUAAGAGGAAAGAAAAGAGGAAGCAGAAGAAAAAUCUAGAUCGUCCUCAUGAACCAGAAAAAGUGCCAAGAGCACCUCAUGACAGGCGGAGAGAAUGGCAGAAGCUGGCCCAGGGUCCAGAGCUGGCUGAAGAUGAUGCUAAUCUCUUGCAGAAACACCUCGAAGUUGCUAAUGGCCCCGCCUCUCAUUUUGAAACAAGACCUCAAACAUACGUGGAUCACAUGGAUGGAUCUUACUCACUUUCUGCCUUGCCAUUUAGUCAGAUGAGUGAACUUCUGACUAGAGCAGAGGAAAGGGUGUUAGUCAGACCACAUGAGCCACCUCCGCCUCCUCCUAUGCAUGGAGCAGGAGAUGCAAAACCCAUAUCCACCUGUAUCAGUAACCUGUUAAGAUUUCUGUGUCAUCUCAGUUCUGCUACAGGUUUGAUAGAAAACCGCCCUCAGUCACCAGCUACAGGCAGGACUCCUGUGUUUGUGAGCCCCACCCCACCGCCUCCUCCACCACCUCUUCCAUCAGCCUUGUCAGCUUCUUCCUUAAGAGCUUCAAUGACUUCAACUCCUCCCCCGCCAGUCCCUCCCCCUCCGCCGCCGCCAGCCGCAGCCCUGCAAGCCCCCGCAGUGCCGCCGCCUCCAGCUCCUCUGCAGAUCGCGCCUGGUGUUCUUCACCCAGCUCCUCCUCCAAUCGCACCUCCUCUAGUUCAGCCCUCUCCACCAGUAGCUAGAGCCGCCCCAGUAUGUGACACUGUGCCCGUUCACCCACUCCCACAAGGUGAAGUCCAGGGGCUGCCUCCACCCCCACCACCACCUCCUCUGCCUCCGCCUGGCAUUCGGCCAUCAUCACCAGUCACAGUUGCCGCUCUUGCUCAUCCUCCCUCUGGGCUCCAUCCAACUCCAUCUACUGCCCCAGGCCCCCAUGUUCCAUUAAUGCCUCCAUCUCCUCCCUCACAAGUUCUACCUGCUUCUGAGCCAAAGCGUCAUCCAUCCACCCUACCUGUCAUCAGUGACGCCAGGAGUGUCCUUCUGGAAGCAAUACGAAAAGGUAUUCAGCUUCGCAAAGUCGAAGAGCAGCGUGAACAGGAGGCUAAACACGAACGCAUUGAGAACGACGUUGCCACCAUCCUAUCUCGUCGCAUUGCUGUAGAAUAUAGUGAUUCAGAAGAUGACUCAGAAUUUGACGAAGUAGAUUGGUUGGAGUAAGAGAAACGCAUUGAUAAAUAUUACAAAACUGAAUGCAGAUGUCCUUUGUGGUGCUUGUUCUUUGAAAAUGUUUGGUCAUUCCAGUGUUUCACUUUCUUUUCCUUCUGAUGAAUAACCCUUUUCCUUCAUAAUCUUUUUUAUUUCUAAGAAAAAGUAUUAGCAUACACUUCAAACUAAAUGUUUUACAGUGGCUUCUCUUUUUUUAUGUUUCCCUGAAAAGGCAUAAUUUGAUCUAAUAAACCACUAAGUAUUAAGCAUGGACAGCUGUUGUGAGAGUAGCAAAUUCUGUUUGGUUUUUUUUUUAUAUAUAUAUAUAUAUAUAUAUAUAUAUAUAUAUAUAUAUAUAUAUAUAUAUAUCUUAAUUGUGCACUUUGUGAAUUUUAAUUUAAAGAAAGCAACUGAGUUUGAAAUCUUGAAGGCAGCUGUAUCUAUUAAUGAGCCUUAUUCCGUUUCUUGAUGUUUUAAAAGAAGGAACACUGCCUUGAUUAUAUGAGUACACUCGGAAAGUACAUUUAGCUUGUAGAUUGAAUUCUCUUAAAGGAAUGCUUGAAACUUUUUUUUUAAUUAUUGUUUUAUUGUUUUGAAUACUUGCCUUAUUUGAAUGUUUAGCAGUACUCCCUUCCCACUUAUAUAUUGUGUAGUGUGGUUUUGCUUGCCUGUAAGAAUUUAAAAAGUUUCCAUGUGAAAUACUCUACAUAAACAUACAUGUAACGUAACAUAACUGUUAGGAAUAACAGUCUGAUUUAAUAAAUGGUUCAUUUUAAAGUC
Messenger RNA from Erinaceus europaeus (western European hedgehog), 2995 nucleotides. RefSeq names its product WASP family member 1 (gene WASF1). Bases 521 to 2227 code for a protein of 568 amino acids. Lineage: Eukaryota; Metazoa; Chordata; Mammalia; Eulipotyphla; Erinaceidae. The record is from RefSeq and is a predicted model, not a curated record. The transcript is spliced from 9 exons. Gene Ontology annotation, molecular function: Arp2/3 complex binding; actin binding; protein kinase A regulatory subunit binding. Gene Ontology annotation, biological process: positive regulation of Arp2/3 complex-mediated actin nucleation; actin cytoskeleton organization. Gene Ontology annotation, cellular component: cytoskeleton; SCAR complex; lamellipodium.